Messenger RNA from Coniophora puteana RWD-64-598 SS2, 1088 nucleotides. Its product is annotated as NAD(P)-binding protein. The transcript has 5 exons. The coding region runs from base 103 to 954 and encodes 283 amino acids. The record is from RefSeq and is a predicted model, not a curated record. NCBI's taxonomy places the organism in Eukaryota, Fungi, Basidiomycota, Agaricomycetes, Boletales, Coniophoraceae.
GCUAAUACCAUUCUCUAAGUCCAAUAGAAAGCGCUUCCUUACCCGCUCAGCCUUGGAACUACGCAGACUCGCGAAGAUAAGCCACGCGAUUCCUAAUUGACGAUGGCUUCAUCUCGAGUAUGGUUCAUAACGGGCGCAUCUUCCGGUUUUGGUAGGAGUAUGACAGAGUACAUUCUCAAGAACGAUGGCGUUGUGAUAGCAACUCUACGUAAACCGGAAGUGCUGGCAGACUUCAUCCAGCAAUACCCAUCGGAUCGCCUUCUUGUCCUGAAACUUGAUGUAACGCAGAAAGACGAUGUUGUGAAUGCGUUCUCCAGGGCGCGAGAGGCUUUCGGGCGGAUCGAUGUCGUUUUCAACAACGCCGCGGUGCUGGCUAUAGGAGAGGUGGAGUCUAUGGAUGACGAGACAGCGAGAAAACUGUUUGAGGUCAACUUCUGGGGUGCAGCUUCCGUUACCAAGGAGGCACUGAAGUUCUUCCGCGAAGUGAACAACCCAAUGGGUGGACGACUUUUGCAGGUUUCGUCUGGCGCCGGGUUAAGGGGGCCAGCGUCGAAUGGGUAUUACACUGCAUCAAAGUUUGCCUUUGAAGGGUUCACUGAGUCCGUGAUCCGUGAAGUGGACCCAGCUUGGAAUAUCAAGGUUACAAUCGUUGAGCCAGGCCCGUUCCGAACCAACAUCACGACUGACAACGUCACUGUCGUUCCGCCUCAUCCAGCGUAUGAUAACCCUACUCUGCCUGGAAUCGCAUGCCGCAACGCACUUGCCGAUCCCGCGGAUGGAGAUACCGAGAAAGCUGUGGCGGUCAUUAACAGACUAUCAUUGCUCGAGGAUCCUCCGAUGCGUCUGCCGCUUCAUCGCAAGGUCGUCGGGCGCAUGCGGGAGAAAGCCCAGCACUUCGCUGAGACGGUAGAGCAGUACGGAUCCUGGACUGAUGAUUUGUAUCAUAUCGACUAAUCACCAGUGCGCUUUUGUCACUGUAAGUUGUAAUCAAGACAGUCUUUAUCUAAUCUUCGGGGUUGGGCAGGUUUUGUCUAUCUACGCACGUUCACUAUUGCGGUUGCCCACCGCGAGAUGCUGGCACUUUGCUC